Molecule: messenger RNA, 867 nt
Organism: Carlito syrichta (Philippine tarsier)
Lineage: Eukaryota; Metazoa; Chordata; Mammalia; Primates; Tarsiidae
Product: nucleophosmin
Biological process (GO): positive regulation of transcription by RNA polymerase II; regulation of centrosome duplication; ribosomal small subunit biogenesis
Cellular component (GO): centrosome; nucleolus; nucleoplasm
Molecular function (GO): RNA binding; chromatin binding; histone binding
Source: RefSeq, a predicted model, not a curated record
AUGGAAGAUCCGACGGACGUGAACAUGAGCCCCCCGAGGCCCCAGGACUAUCUUUCCGGUUGUGAACUAAAGGCCAACAAAGACGAUCACUUUAAGGUGGACUCCAACUCCAAAAAAAAAAGGAAAGAAAAUGAGCACCAGUUAUCUUGAAGAACGAUCAGUUUAGAGGCUGUUGCAAAAGGAUUGCACACUGUUGAAGCAGAGGCGAUGAAUUAUGAAGGCAGCCCAGUAAAAGUAACACCGGCAACCUUGAGAAUGUCUGUGCAGCCAAUGGUUUCCCUGGGGGGCUUUGAAAUAACACCACUCGUGGUCUUAAGGUUGAAGUGCGGUUCAGGCCCUGUGCAUAUCAGUGGACAGCACUUAGUAGCUGUGGGAGAAGAUGCAGAGUCGGAAGACGAAGAGGCUGAGGAUGUAAAGCUCUUCAGUAUAUCUGAAAGGAGGUCUGCUCCUGGAGGUAGUAGCAAUCCUCAGAAAAAAGUAAAGCUUGCUGCUCAUGAAGAUGACGAUGAUGAUUUGGAUGAUGAGGAAUCUGAAGGAAAAGCUCCAGUGAAAAAAUUUAUACAAGAUACUCCAGCCAAAAAUGCACAAAAAUCAAACCAGAAUGGAGAAGACUCAAAACCAUCCACACCAAGAUCAAAAGGUCAAGAAUCCAUCCAAAAACCAGAAAAAAAAAAAACUCCUAAAACACCUAAAGGACUUAGCUCUGUCGAAGACAUUAAGGCAAAAAUGCAAGCACGUAUAGAAAAAGGUGGUUCUCUUCCCAAGGUGGAAGCCAAGUUCAUCAGUUAUGUGAAGAAUUGCUUUCGGAUGACUGACCAGGAGGGAUUCAAGUCUCUGGCAGUGGAGGAAAUCUCCUUAAGAAAAUAG